Molecule: messenger RNA, 2235 nt
Organism: Scleropages formosus (Asian bonytongue)
Lineage: Eukaryota; Metazoa; Chordata; Actinopteri; Osteoglossiformes; Osteoglossidae
Product: protein arginine N-methyltransferase 1-like
Exons: 10
Coding region: 64-1110 (348 amino acids)
Biological process (GO): chromatin remodeling; peptidyl-arginine methylation, to asymmetrical-dimethyl arginine
Cellular component (GO): nucleus
Molecular function (GO): protein-arginine omega-N monomethyltransferase activity; histone methyltransferase activity; protein-arginine omega-N asymmetric methyltransferase activity
Source: RefSeq, a predicted model, not a curated record
GAAGUGACGUUUCUUUAGUGCGUCAGGCCUAGAGUGGCCUCGCUUUCUCGGCUUGGGGAAGAGAUGGCGGAGACUGCAGACAGGAUGGAUGUAUCUCAUGAGGACAAUGCUGGGAAGCCUUCCGCAGAGGACAUGACCUCAAAGGACUACUACUUUGACUCCUACGCCCACUUUGGCAUCCACGAGGAGAUGCUGAAAGAUGAAGUCCGCACUCUAACCUACCGGAACUCGAUGUUUCACAACAAGCACUUGUUUAAAGACAAGGUGGUUUUGGAUGUAGGAAGUGGCACGGGGAUCCUCUGCAUGUUUGCCGCCAAGGCUGGAGCCAAGAAAGUCAUAGGAAUUGACUGCAGUAACAUAUCUGACUAUGCUGUCAAGAUUGUAAAGGCCAACAAGCUCGAUCACAUCAUAACCAUCAUCAAGGGCAAGGUGGAGGAGGUGGAGCUGCCUGUGGAGAAAGUGGACAUAAUCAUCUCGGAGUGGAUGGGUUACUGCUUGUUCUACGAGUCCAUGUUGAACACAGUAAUCUUUGCACGUGACAAAUGGCUGAAACCAAAUGGCUUGAUAUUUCCAGACAGAGCAACAUUGUACAUCACAGCUAUUGAGGACCGACAGUACAAAGACUACAAAAUCCAUUGGUGGGAGAACGUGCAUGGGUUUGACAUGUCCUGCAUCAAGGAAGUCGCUAUUCAGGAGCCUUUGGUGGAUGUAGUGGACCCCAAACAGCUGGUCAGCACUUCCUGCCUUAUCAAGGAGGUGGAUAUGUACACUGUGAAACUGGACGACUUGUCCUUUUCAUCUCCCUUCUGUCUGCAAGUCAAGAGAAAUGACUAUGUCCACGCACUAGUUACCUACUUCAACAUUGAGUUCACAUGCUGCCACAAGAGGACUGGAUUCUCUACUGGCCCAGAGUCUCCUUAUACACAUUGGAAACAGACUGUUUUUUACCUUGAUGACUACCUGACUGUGAAGACUGGAGAGGAGAUAUUUGGCACCAUGAGCCUGAGGCCUAACGCCAAGAACAACAGAGACUUGGACUUCACGUUGAACAUUGACUUCAAGGGUCAGCUCUGCGAGGUCACCAAAACGGCCGAAUACAGGAUGCGUUAGAGGUCGCCUCAGCCCUCACGUGUGCCCAAAGGGGCACUUUUAAUACUGUACAUUCUGUUUGACUUUUGUGAAGUAUUUCUUUGGAUUUCGCUAUUUUUAACAUGACUAAGUGGGGAUACUGUUGGAAUGGAACACCAUGGAGAUAUUGUGCAAUAGUUACAUGGAAUGUGUUGUAUUGGGAAAUCAUGUCCUUUAGAGAUCAAGAAACGGGAUUCCUAAGACAGCAUUGUGGUAUAUUGGUUUAUUUAUACUUGACCUACUGCUCUCCCUCCCUACGUAGAAUCUUAAGUGUUCUGUUCUGUCACUAGUGAAUGUUGGAAUGAAAUGUCAUGCCUUUCAAUAUAACGCCCCCCUAUCCCCAGUUCUGCUUUGCAAGGGCAAGUUCAGAACACACACUGGUAGUACCUGGCUGCCAUAAAGUUGAACCUGUUGAUACCUACACAGGGUAGGAAGGGUUGGGUUCCACAGGUGGAAAUGUGACCCUUAAACUGCUUUGGUACAUGAGCAGCUGAACGAGGGUUGUUGCUGGGUCUGUUGCCACUUCCACUCUGGAAGUUUUCGUUUGAGGGUCUAAUGAGCAUGGUGGCAUAGUCUGACUUUUUUUUCUUUUUUUUUAAAACAAAAAAAAAAAACCUUUUUAAGCACUAUAAAGCUUUUUUUUUUUUUUUUUUUUUUUUUUCCAAAAUUGGUUGACUUUAGACAGUUUUAACUACACUUACUAUUUCAAUUCAUGAGAACGAUAUACAGCUCACUACUGAUUCCCUAAGCUCCAACUGUCAAGGCUGGGUACGGCUCAGCCCUUUUCUCCUCCCAUGUUGGAUUGAUCUACUUGUCCCCUUGACUAAUCUACACUCUGUAGUGCUGUAUGUGGUUGAGGGUGGCACUAGUGGAUCACCCUGUGCCACAUCACAUCCUGUUACUGUAAAGUCUAUUUGCUGAACUGCACAUACCAGGUAUUCUGAGCAUUGGCUGUAGCUGUGGUCUCCUGUUACUGUAAUCAGAAUGGGAACAAUGGUAAGGGUAUUUAACGCUGGUGUAAGGAUGGAAAACAAAAACCAUAGUGAGAUUUUAAAAUAUAUGAGGUUAUACAAUACUGAAGAGAUGGGUAACUUUAUUUUCCAGAAA